This is a messenger RNA of Linum trigynum, 6558 nucleotides long. The record is from the annotation of a GenBank genome assembly. NCBI's taxonomy places the organism in Eukaryota, Viridiplantae, Streptophyta, Magnoliopsida, Malpighiales, Linaceae.
UCUAAAAAAAAAAUGCUCUCAAAGAGCUUAGCAAUGAGUCCAUGAUAGUGAUCAGUAGGGGUGUUCAAAUGGUUACCAUGGUUAUAACCAAACCAAAUAAGGCUAAAUUCCAUUAACCAUGGAAUACAAUAUCAUAAUCAAACCGUCCAAACUAGUACAACAACCAAAUUAACCAAACUAAAGUUUAAUUGGUUUGGUUAAUUGGUUAACCAGAUUAACCAAUAUAAAAUCACAUUAUCAUUGAUGAUGAAAAUUUUCUGGUUAAUGCAACAAUUCACAAUUUAUAUAAUGAAUAAAACAUAACAAUCAACACAUAGUUAUAGUUGACCCUUAACAAAAAUACAUGCAACUAAGACAAUUAUCUUACGAUUAGUAUAGAAGUAUUCACCUAACAAAAAUUUAUGACAAUGGUAUGGGUUAAUGAAUUGUUGUGUUUGGGUAAAUUGACUUAGUCUCUUAGCAAUUAUCAUAGGCUGGAAAUGACCUUCCUUUCAAGUUUUCAUACAUCAUAAUGUAUGAAAUUUAUCCAAAUUAGGCGUCCAUGACCAUAUGUUGUGGUCUACACUUUAUAUAUACAAAUAUACACUAUAUGAGCAAUAUUGAGCUUUAUAUUUUAUACGAGUCUAAAAGGGAUGAAUGUUAACUCUUGAGUUGUUAUGCAAAGUAUUAAGUAUGUGUAUAUAAUAUAUGUUAGAUAUAUGACUAAUUAAUUAACUGGUUAAUUUGGUUUGACUGGUUAGGAGUGUCUGAAACCAAACCAAACCACCUAAACCAAACAAGCUAAAAACUUUAACCAAACCAAACCAAUUAUCCAAAUUAACCAAACCAAAUUAUCCAAAUAGUACCGGUUAAAACGGUUACCACGGUAACCAAACCAUUUGAACACCCCUAGUGAUCAGAUUGAUCCUUUUUCUUGAUGAUGUUCGGAGUUAAAGUUGAAUCAAGGUUGAGCUCAACCCUUCUUUAACAAGCUGCCAAGCCAUUUCCAAUUCUUUUGCAGCUCCUUUCAAUUAAGCCUGAGUGAUGGCACUUCUUCCAAGAUUGCUAGGAAAUGCGUCCCUCCCCCAAGCAUCUUCCUAGAUGAUCCCUUAUUAGACCAACAACGGCAGCUUGUCCAGAGGGUUGAUCACAGACCCGUCAGUUUGAACUUGUAUCCAACCUUCUCGUGUGGGUCUCUUAGGGCCAGUAAACCCCAAGUCAACGAGGUCAUUCUCAUCUAAACAUUUGCUAAAGUCUUUCACCUCGUCAAAGUUGAAUGGGGAACCCCCUUGCUUCUCGGAGGACUUCGAAAUGACGUUGAAAUCUCCUAAUAGGAUCCAGGGGAUCUUUGUACCUCUUCAAAUCCUUCCAAUUGACUCCCAUAGCUCCCCUAUAUUGUGCACAUUUGGGCUGGCAUAAAUUGCCAUCAAUUGACAUAUCUCUUUGUCCGCCUUCUAGCAUUGAGGUUGCUAAACUGCCUUUGACAGUCCAAAAGCUCGAAGCUCAUCUUAUCCUCAUUCCAUAAAACCGAAAUACCUCCACUGAAACCUACGGCAACUGACACUUUCCAUGAAUCAAAGCCUAGUGACCAGUGCAGUCAAAAUAGCACAUUAAAACGUAAAAACUUACGUUUUUACAUAUCUAGAUAACAAAAAUUAUUCAGUUCUACCUAAAGUUGCUUGGACACAAAAAAAAAAUUGAGUAAACCAUGGGGGAAAUCGGUAAAUUGCAUAAAAUAGGUAAAAUCGUGAUUCUAAUGAAUUUUUAUCCGAUUUUGACCAUCCUUUAAAAAUGCACUAAUUUGCCCAAAAACGAUGCCAUUUUGGAGAUUGAUUCGAGCAUAAUUACAAAUAUUUUAUCCUUCAUUUCUUGAUCGUUUGACUUGGUAAUCGUCGUCCCUCGACCUAUUUCACGCUAAGUUUGUGUUCAUUUAAAAAAUAUUUCAGUAACCUAACACAUGUGGAAAGGGCGAGGACAAGUUUCAGGACGUAUGCAGGUCGAAAAAAGCCAAAGUAUGAUGAAAGUGAAAAGAUCACGGGAUGGGAGAAAAUAUCACGGUCACAGCCCGUGAACAUUGAUCGUAGGUCGUGAAUUGCUAAGGAAAAGGAGGCUUCGGAUGGAUCGCAGGCGGAGUCAAGAUCGCGGUCUCAAGACCAUGACAUUUACUAGCGGACUGUCAAGGAUUUAACCCUAGAAGAAGAAGAUCUUGAGCUAUUUUGUAAUCUCUCUCUUCUCUCUAUGUAUUAGACCUUUUUUCUUUGGUAGUGAACCCUAGGUCUAGAUUUUGGUUUGAUGAUGAUGUAUGUAAUAGAUUCUAUGUUUGAUUGAUGAUUUAAUCUAUUUGAUGGAUGGUUUUGAUGAACUGCAUAAUUUUGGAUUCCACUUCAUGUCAAUUGAGCUUUUUACCUAUGAGGGAGAUAAUCCGCUUAUAGCACAUUAUUGGUGUCUUAGGGUCACUCUUAUCAUAUGUCAUCUGGGUAAUCCCCGGCGGAGUUGAUUCGAUCUAUCUCGUAACGAUAUAGGGUUUCCCUAGGUUGAAUGGAGUGCCUACCCAUCCAUCACUUCGUCGUUCCGGGUCAAGCCCGAGUAAGUCAAUCUCCUAACGAUAGGAUAGUGAGUAAAUCGAGCUAGAAUAGUACUCAACAUCGAUCCAAAUGACGGAACUAGGGAGAUUCAAGCUAAGGGAGCUCCGCCACUUGUAAUUAGCUAGGGUAGUGGUUAGAUUAUUGUAGAUAGGUUAGUUUCUUAAUCACUAUCCUAGGUUGGCUGGAUAACGAAAACUCAAGCCAAAGUAAGGUACGCGUAGGAGACCCAUGCUUCUAUAUGUUUAUUGUUUACUUACCCUAUGCUACAUCCGGUCGUCGGUUAUGCUUGACCGUUGAUUGAGAUGUGCAGUUAGAGUCGAAUCAAGUUUUUGGCGCUGUUGCUGAGAAACAUUCUAGUAUAUCGGAAAAAGGCUUAGGUCGUUAGUUUAGCCAUUUUGUUUUUUGUUUUGUGUUUGUUGACCUACUCUUCGUCUUGAAGGGUGUUUUGUGUUUGUUUGAGUUUCUUUUUGUGUUUUUGUGUUUGUAGGUUGAAUCAUGGAUCUCAAUGACUUCUACAACAUGUGGGGUAUCCACAACCAUCCGAAUGGGGUACCCCGGAGCUUCAUGGAGUAAUCAAGAGGAUGGAAGCCAAAGAUUUGAGUUCUGUGAUCAACCUCCCUUCCAAGAAGAACAACCAUGCUCAUGGGGAUAUCAAGAAGAUUCCUCAUACAAAGAAGAUUUCCCUCCAUAACCCAAGGCGAAAUCCAAGUUGGAGUUGGCAAUGGAAGCCUUCAUGGGGAAUUCCUCAAGAGCAUGUGCCACUCUACAACAGGAGCCAAAGAGCAAAUUAGAGUUCAUGGUGGAGCGGUUUGCCCGAGGCACAAACAAAGGAUGCUCGAACUUGGAUCUCCCACAACCCAAAGUGAAGUUCAAAUUGGAACUUGUCAGGGAGAACUUUGAAAGAGCAUGCUCCAAGACGGAUUUCCAACCCAUCCAUCCUCCCGAUUUGACAUUACAAAAGAAGGUGGCACUAGCUUCUUUCACAAGUUUUGACUUCAAUUAGGAUGAUCAAUUAUUAUAAUAUUAAAAUGGGUGGGAAAGGAAAUGUGUUUCUGUUAUUAGUUUUGACUUCGAACAUUAAAUGGAUAAUUACAUAAUUGCAUAUUAAAUUUAGGACGAUAAAUAAUAAUUUUAAUACGACAAAUAACAAUUUCCAAUCUAAAUUGUUUCUCUAACUCUCCUCUCUCUCUCUUUCAUAUGGGCUGAAAUAGUAUCCAGUACCGAUUAACCAUCCUUCUUUCCGACAGAGUAUGUCUCUUCACGUACACAACUACACGUGAUUUAAAAGACAAAAGAAACCCUAAUACGAAGGUAUCUGAAAGGGAGAGAGAGACUGCUGUGGCUUCUUCCCCAAUUAGUGAAACACCACCAACCUUCUUUCCUUCCCUUCCCUUCUCCCAAACCCCAAUCCACAGAGUUCUGUACUGUUCUGUUAGCAAUACAUCCCUUUCCCCAAUUUCCCCCAUUCCUGACAAAGCAACCAGCUGAAAGAUUAACAAGCCCCAUAAGCAUUCCUCAUAAACGAAUCCCACAAGCAAUGCAAACGACAUUCUUCCACAUCUCGCAAGCAAUGAGGCCGAUAUAGCUAAUAGCUAGCUCCGUUUCCUCAAGAAGCCGCAUUCUUCCGCAGGAGGGAAACACAAACCCUCCAAGCUUCAACAACCUUCCCCAAUCCAUGGCAGAAUCUCCCAAAACCUCGUACUACGAAGAGAAUGUGGUCGCCACCAGCAGAAGGGAAAGGGCGUCCUACUCAUCCCCAUCCUCCGGCGCCGGCGCCACCACGAGCGUCCACGUCACCGCCCUCGACGGGCUGGUCAACGUCAACUCCCUCUUCACAAUCGCCGUCUUCGUGGGGCUCUCCUUCACGACCCCAGGCCAGCGCAGCCUCGAGAAUCGGACCUCCUGCGACGCCGGGAUCGAGGAGGCCAAGAAGCUUCUGGUGUUCGAGGUCGUCUCCUUCAGCUUCUUCCUCUUCUCCUCGCUGAUCGCGCAGGGUUUGAAGCUGGCCAUCAAUCUGCUCAACAGUAAAGACGUGGACGAGGCGUUCAAGGCCCACAUCAAUCUCAAGGUUCUGAGGUUCGGGAUGAUGGGCUCCGCGAUUGGAUCCGUGAUGGGAUGCAUUUUCCUGGUCCUGUCGAUGGUGAACGUGAUCGAGAUUCGGCUCGGGCUGCUGUCGUGUGGGAGUAAGAGCGCGAUUCAUGCGGUGGCGGCGCUGGUCUUGCUGGUUUCCUCUGCUCUCUUGUGUUAUAUCUCGACUGCUGUUUAUGCUUUCUUGCACUGAAAAUGAUGUGAUGAUGAAAAUUUGGAUGGAUGGAUGGAUGGGUUGAUAUGAUAUGAAAGGUAUGAAUUGGUUUUGAUGUGAGAGUUUGUUGCGUUGGUUGCGUGAAUUGAGAAAUCUGGCAGUCAUUAGACUAAGUUAGAGUAAUCAUCCGUCAUGGGAUAAGAACACGAGGGGAGGGGAGUAUUGGUGUUGCCUGUUGCGUGAGGCGUGAGGCGAUCGUGGUAGGAACUUUACAACAAAUGAAUUGUUGGGUUGUUUGAUGAGAUAUAUUUCUGUGUAGGAUUUGCAAUUUUGUCAUAGUCUUAUAUUUUGAGGAAUUUUGGCAAAAUAACGUGUUUAGGAAGGGUUUUUUAAAAUGAGAGAUUUUGUAUAUGGAAUUUCAAAAUCGGACAAGUGUGGGUUUUUAAAAUAGUUAAUUAGGAUCAGUUUUUUUUUCCUCCUAGAAUUAACCUUCUCUUUUCUUAUUUGGGUUUUCAAAAUAGUUAAUUAGCAGAUGCCAGGCAGAGACAAACCUAGCUCUGUUGGCCGAUUGCAAUGGAGACGCGGAAUCAUGGUGAAACGGUACGAUAAGAAAGUACGAAGAUGGAAACGAAGUUUUGAUUGAAGGGAACUCUUUAGUGCUACGAAAGCUAGAACCCUUUUCUCCCAACAAUUUUCCGUUCAUCUUGGCAACCACGUCGAGCUUCUAGCGUAUUGGUGGUAGCAACUGUCCCACCGGUAUCCAAAUUAAACAAGAAGAGGGAAUAUGUAGCAAGAUUUCGGUGACCCAAGAAACCCACAAGUCUGAGUUCUAGGACAUGAAGAAGAGAACAGACGGAAUUAGAAGCUUACGUGAACAAAAAUACCCAUAUCAUCCUAACAAUGGAAGACAAAUGAAAUCGAGCUGAUAACAGGAGUCACCACCUACGGGCACCUGAAAUCCUCGCCGAUCGUCUGGCGGCAAGGAAAAUCUAAACACCACCUACGGGCACCUGAAAUCCUCGCCGAUCGUCUGGCGGCAAGGAAAAUCUAAACAAAAAACUUAUGGAGAUGCAGGGGAUCGAACCCGCAUGCAAAGCGGGCGCUCUACCAUUUGAGCUACAUCCCCAAGUUUGUUCAGAAAUUGAAGUUAAUCAAUUUAUACUAAUUUAUAUGCCAGUGCGAACUUACAGAAAACUAGCUGUUCUUUUAUUGGCCAAAGGUGGUAGAAUUGUAUUCAUAACUAUAAUGUUUUUAUAAUUGUUACUAAAGCCAAUGGUGAAAAUAAUGCUGAACAAGAAGAUUAUCGCAGACUUUUCACAAUUUGAUUUAUAGAUCGAUCUAUCCUACUGCAUUUCCCACAACCAUUUGAAGAUGGAGAAGCGACCAAUGACCAAUCAGCAACGCCAACGACUGGGUAACCUACUGCAUCCUACAUUCGACAUGUUGGAAGAUCUGUUCUAGAGAAACCAGAGAACUUCCACACAAAAAAAAAAACUCUGCAGCCAUCCGCGCUGGUUGCACACAAAAUGAUCAGCACUAUUCUGGAAUGGCUUGCUGCUCACGGCAAGGUUAACAGAAACCAUGGCAUCAUUUGACUUCGGUCACUUUCUAAUCGUUCGUCGAUACGCUUAUAAGUAAUAAUAGUCUUUGAAUGAGGAGAUAAGAUCUUAUGGUCAGCAACCAGCAAGAACAGUUUCGACACAUCCGCAGAAAACUCAUAGCCUAAUAGAGAAAUGAAAGCAUUUUUGUAAA